GGAAUGUAUUUAUAAUAGUUGCUAAGGGUAAGUGCUUAGAGAAGGUUUACAUUUUCUGUGGUACAUAUUGAUAUUCACUUACUAGUGUCUGAAGCUUUCUCUUGUGUUUUUUCCUUGCUUGAUUGGAAGUGGAUAUGAGCCUGUUACUGGUCUUUGCUGGAAUACCAUUCUGCAAGGAGACUAGAUUAGGAAUGGAUUCAUGAACUGAAAUUUACCCUCAUUUGUACGAAUCCCUAGAAGAAAAAUAUAAUUAUGUACAUUUUCCUUUUUGCAAUCAAGCAGGGGGAAAAUCUCAAAAAUAUACUUUAAAUUCUCAGCAAACAGGGUCCUGGGUAUAGAUAUGGUGGUAGUAUGUCAAACGGCAGCUGAAGUGUACUAAACACUACAAUUUUGGACAGCUUGGGAGACUGGGGUAUUUUUAUAACGAAAAGGCUACUCUGCUACCUCACAAUUUUAUUUUUUCUGAAAGGCCUCCGGACACCACAGGGAAAGACAUUUUUGACUCCUAUAAGGCAGCUGAGUAGCAAAGGAUUUCCUGAAAGUAUUGGGCCAAAAUACUGCAGAAACUGUUGUAUAUUGUGUGACCUUUUGACUCUAGUCUCAGUCUCAGUAUGUAUGCCCAUUUCCAUAUAAAAGCCAAGACCUGAACAAUUUAAACUGAACACUACUUUUACCAUAUGGUGAAUGCAGUUAUUGAUACCAUCCUCUCCUAUACCCAUCACCGUUACCUUUGGAUACUGAGGAAGCAAUUAGCACUUAUGGUGUUUCUGAUAGAAGAAGGGGAGAAAGCUUUGUUAGUAUGGCUAUUUCCUAUUAGUUCUAAGGGAACUGAAGCUACAAACUGCAUUCAGGUACUAUGGCCCCCAUUUCACUGGAGUCUUUGCUAUCAUAGCUCUCUCAACCUUCAAAUCUGCCAAUGUGUGACACAAUUCAUCCAAGUGACUGAAAAAUGACUAAAAGAUGGAAUACUUGUGUUUCAUUGCAUGUCAGAUUGACAUGUCAUUGACAGAGAAAUAGUUUUAUACUAUAAAACCUCUGUUCAAGGAAAUUUUGUGGGGUUCUUUUUAAAAGGUUUAUUCAAUUCACCUGGAAAAAGAGGAGGUAUGCACUGUACCCAAACCCACUGUUCCCAAACAAACAUUGGUGGUCAGCAAAGUUUGAACUCUGGAUCCUCAGAUCCUGAGCCCAGAAUUCUAUGAUGUGAUGUAAAGGAAUAACUGUGCUCUCCUUAGCAGCCACGAGAAGGGAUCUGACGUACAUUGUGUAGGAUCUAAAUAUAUAGACCUCGUCACUUUCUGAUCAAAAUACAAACUUGGUUUUCUGACUUUGUUUGCCUGUGUGUGCCAUAAAGCCUUUUUUUUUUUAAACGCCAAAAAAGUACACACACGCACACCUGUGUGGGGGAAUGGAGAAAAAAAGUGUACUCAGUCAUACAUCGCCCAGUCUACUUUUAAUUUUGGAAGGUGCUUGGUUAUCACAGUGAUGCGUGUGGUAUAAAAAGCAGAACAGAAGAGCGAGAAGGCUAUGUCCUUGGAGAAGACACUACCUAAUAUUUUUUGUGGCUGAUCUGAGGAGGACUUUGACAAGAAUCCAUUUCUCACUAUCCACCAGCAAUAAAACACAGUUGCAGGCACACUCCUCUUUAUAUUCUUGGGGUGGGGAUUUUUUCCUGGUAUUUUUCAGUGCCUAAUAGAAAGAACCCAAUAGUCUGUAGAUUUUUCUAGUGCUAGCAGAGUUGAUUGUAAAGAGGAUGAUUUAGCACAAGAUGAUGGCCACUGUGGGGAGUUCUGACACAUAAGUUUUAAGGCAGUUUUCUUUGUAUUCCCUUUCUGGCUGUAUGAGGGGUCAAGGCCUCCAGAUGCUCCCUUGCACUAGGAAUGUGCCACUGCAGGUCCCACCAAUCACUCCACAAAUACUCAGUGAGAAGCCACUCUUGUUGAGGGCUCCUUUAUAUAGACACAGGCUUCAAACCUGCUCAGUGGACAGUCUUAUAGAAAAGUCCAUAUGUCAUAAUUUAAAAGUUCUCACAUUACGUGCCAUUUGCUGUCUGCCCAGAUGUGUCUCAUGCAGCUCACCUGUCUGGGUGGAUGAUCAUCAGGUUUCCUUGGGCAUCCCAAGGCCUCAUGAGUGUUUUGUUAGAAGCCUGAGAGUUGCACCUAUUUCCAUAGAUUGCAGAAGAGUCAGCCCUCACCUUGACUGUAGUGAUGUCUUCACUCAGGUGUGGAGAAGAGAUUUGGUGUGAGCACUGGGUGCAAGGAACAGCUGAGCUCUAACCCUGCCUCGGAGGCAGAAUCCCAUAUAUAGUAUGUGUUGGAAAGUUUGGUAUUGGUGGGUUAUUCCAGUUUACAAUUGGUACCAAAAACAACAACUCUGUUUCCAGUAGCCAUUUAUUUAAAUAAUUUCGGUCUAAGAUGUAAAUGGACAAGUGAUGUUCUAAUCAGAAUAAGGGCUAGUCAAGAUGAGCAGUGAGUGUACAGCAAACUGAGGUGUAAAUCUACAGCACACUAGUAUGUUGCACACUAACUGUCUGUAUGAACCUUGCUACUGCAGUCUAAAAGUUCCCUUGUGUGCUUCGAAACAGGAGUAGGUCAGUGUGCAUUAGGGAACUUCUAAUGCAUGGUAGCAAGGUCUGCAAGUACCAUAAGUGCACAGCAUAUUAAUGCACUGUAGGAUUACACCCCAUCUUGUUGUUCGUCUAGACAAUCCCAUAGUCAUUCCUGUGGUAGUAGACUACUGGUGCACUUCUCUGCUCCUAUGGGAAUUCUUUGCCAAAAAAAUAAAAAUUCUGUGCCUAAAGAUUCUGAGCACAAUAUUUUAAAAUUCUGCAUAUUUUAUUUGUCAAAAUAACACAAUAGAAUCAUGCCAGUUUCAAAAUGUCUGUAACAAAACAGACAACAAAAGAGAUUCAGGAAAUGUUUUUUGACAAAUAGAUUCCUUACUAGGCAUAUUAAUACAGAACUCUGAGUAAUAAUUCAUUUAAACUACAAUACAGAAAUGUAUUUCCAGCACCCCUCAGAAGCAGUGCAAAGGCUUGCAGGCGUAGGGGUAACGGAGGGGCUGAGGGAGAGGAAAAUAAUUGCUGGGAAUGCAGGAGUGAACCUGUAGGGUGGUUGGGUGUGAGUUGGAGAAGUAUGGAACAGGUUUUUUUGGUUGGGGGAUUGUUAGGGAGUUGGGGAGCCUCUCCCAUGCAGACCCAUAGCCUCUCCCAUUCAGUCAGGCACAUCUGCCCCUGUCCUCCUGUGUCCCUGCAUCCCCACUCAGCCACCCCUCCUACCCAUCUCCAUGUGGCACUGCACCCCCACUCCUAUUCAUCCCCCGCCCCAGUCUGUCCAUCCACUAGCCCUUCUGAGCCCCAGUCUAUGUGACCCACCCAGCAGCCAUGUGUGCCCCACUUUGUCCCCCACCAUAUCCCAUGUCUCCUCACCUGGCCCCACAGACAGGGCACUGUGAGAAACGCAGCCACUCCUCCUCUCUGUCAGCUGCUGAUUGAUUGAUAUGGCCAGUGAGCUGGCUGCCCUCUGUUCUGGUGCCACAGCAUUCCCUGGUGGGUGAAAGGCAUAACUGCAGUGCUUCUCCAGCAGAAUGUAUUUUCUGCUGAGAAAAAAAAAAUCUAUGGGGGACAUGAAUUCUGCACAUGCACAGUGGUGCAGAAUUUCCCAGGAGUAACUUCUCUUAUUGAAGGCACACAGCCUUGUGCCUCCCAACCUCCCAUAGGAGAGCAUCAAUAUCUUACUUAGCCCAUGUCUGCAAUUCAAAAUUAUGUCAACCUAACUUCAGCAUAGAGUCAGUGCAGUUAUUAAAUCACUUGUGCGUGUGCACACUUGGCUCUUUGUGUGAGCAUUGCGCCUCCUCACCGGGAGUGCUUGUAUCACUUGUAUUGUUAGUAUGGGGCAUUGUGGGACAGCUCCUGAAAGCCAAUAACAGUCGACAUAAGCAUAACUACAUCAGCAUUGACUCUAUGCCACUAGGGGAGGUGGUGUUACUAAAUUGGCAUAGAGAGGCACUUAAGGUGGUGGGAGCCAAAUUUAAGUGAAGAUAUUUCCACAGCUAGGUUGAUGCAAGACAGCUUACAUCGACUUAACCUUGUAGCGUAGACCAGGCAGAAAGAACAUCCGAGUUACUUAUUGCUAUGUUAUUACACACAUACCAAGAGAGGAGUUUCCCUGGAUUUCAAAAGAGGCUCUACUGCUUUUUUGCUGAAUCUCUUAAUACAGUGUCAGGCUAUUGAGAAAUUCUGUUUUAUGUCUAAAUUAAAGGACUUUUUCAACACUAGCAAAGUUCAUGUGAGCCUCCCUGUAAAAUAUGGAACUGGAACAGAAACCUUAGAUGUCAGGAAUUUGCUCAAAUGUAUUUCUACUAUUCUACAAAACACAUUACUUUGGGAAAAAUACCGGUUCAGUCCUUUUAAUAGUCCCAUUCUGCGCAAUCAAAAUCAAAUGAGGGUACUGUAUAUAUACGGCCACCAUAAAUAAUGCAAAAAAAGACUUGACAAGUUGUUUUUUUCGUUUGCAUCUUCACUUGUUUUUGUUUCAAUAUGUUUGAUUAAUUUGCUGUGGAUAUUUUAAGCUGGAUCAGCAUUGGGUUUGCUUCGUAUCAUGGUGGGAAAACUUAGACAACUGAAUGUGCCAGGUAAUGAACAAGAGUUGUAAACUGUUACAAGGGGCUAGUAUAGUUAACAGAAGCUUGUAUUAUAAACUUGCUGAUUUUUUUUAAAAUCAUGCCUUCACCACAGAAAUAGAGGAAGGAUAAAAUAAAUCACUGUAACUCUAUUAAUCUCCCAGGACUUUUCCCCUCAAACAAUGUGUAAACCUCAUACAAUUAGUCAUAAUUUAGCUGCUUUGAAAUUGUUUAUUAAAAGUAUCCCUGUUUGUUUCCGUAGAUAAUCAGUGCAUAUGCUAUGAAUAGAGAUGUCAUAGAAUAUUCCACAACUAUCAAAAUCUCUGGACCUUACCAAAAGAACUAAUGUUUUGUUAUAGUUAUAGUCAGUGAUAAGGUGUUUGCUGCAGCUCCUGGAAGACAAUGUGUUUUGAAAUGUCAUACUGAAUUUUGGAUCUACUUUACUAUGUAUGGAGUGAAUAUUAUAAAAUUGUUCUUUAUCCCUUCAAAAGCAGCACUUCCAGGAGUAACCUCCUUUUAUGUCAAGUGAGCAGGAAGGAAUGAAAUGCAAUCCUGGAUGACCGCUAUCAACCAAUUCUUACAUAUUGUGUGGCAAAAAAUAGAGAGACAACUAAUAUUAGUCAUGUCUUUUCUCCUUGCUGCUCUCUGGUAUUGUAGAAGGCUCUAUGCAUACUUAGCACAGCUGUUGAAAUGGUGGAGCAGAUAUCUGCAGAGAAAAUUUAAAAAGAACCUCAGUGUACUGGCAGAAGUUGAUCUGCUUGGUUAUUGUGCAAGAGAAUGGAAAGGAGAAACCAAGCAGGCCAAGCAGAUGAAGGCGGCUUAUAAAGAACUAUUUUGGAGAUACCAUAUUAAAUAUAUACGACAAGUCAGAAGAGAUAACUACUGUGCAUUAAGAGCUGUGCUGUUUCAGGUAUUCAGCCAGGGCAUUUAUUUCCCAUCAUGGAUGAAGGAGAGAGACAUUUUAAAGCUCCCUGAAAAGCUUCUGUAUUCACAAGGCUGCAACUGGAUUCAGCAAUAUAGUUUUGGACCAGAAAGAUACACAGGCGCCAAUGUAUUUGGAAAAUUACGUAAAUGUAUUGAAACAUUAAAGACACAGUGGACUGAAAUAAGUGGUGUUAAAGACCAUGAUGAAAGAGGAAACAUGUGCAAUAUCCUUUUCUCUGAUGAAAGCAAGGAAUAUAAGCUGUAUGAGGCUAUAAAAUUCAUCAUGCUUUACCAAGUUGUGGAAGCCUAUGAACAGAUGAAGAAUGAGCAGAAACAUGUCCCCAUCCUUUUUAGCCUCCUUUUUGCUCGUGAUACGUCAUCUGACCCUUUGAGUUUCAUGAUGAAUCAUCUGAAUUCCAUAGGGGACACGGGUGGUCUGGAGCAGGUUGAAAUGUUUCUUCUUGGAUAUUUACUUGAAGUAAAGAUAAGAGUUUACAGAUUGUAUAAGUUUAACACUGAAGAGUUUCAAGUAAACUAUCCAGAGGAGUAUCACAGAGACUGGCAGGAAGUCUCUCUUCUGACUGAGGAUGACCAUCACUAUCACAUCCCGAUUACUAGAAUAUAAGACUGAUUUCUAACCAUGAAGUACAAGAAGUGACCAUCUCCAGUAAAUUAUCACCUUUAAGCCAAGUCCUUUGCUGGCAACAGUAGGAUUUCAAGUAACAUAAAAUUAUGACUACAGGACACACAGGUUUAUUAUGUUAACAUCUUGCUUGCUUGUACUGACCCAUAUCACCUGUGAUCUGCCUCAGAAAAACAAAAAAUACAUAAUCAUACAAUCAGGACAAACUGACAUAUUAGUGUCCUCAAAUAAAAAAAAUAGGGUAAAUCGCCUGCGAGAAAACAUUUUCACUAGAUAGUUGAUAGUCACUUGUUGAGCUAAGUCCAAAAGAUGUGUUGUGUAUAAACUUACAAUGCCAAAUGAUACCUAUUGUUUGUUUAAGAAGGGUGCUUCAGCCACUGACUUGGGAGAGAAACAAAGGCAAUAAUAAAAAGAAAUAACUUGCAGUAUAGCUUUACUCAGUAUAUACUCUUCCCCCUGCCCUCCCCCUAUCCCUUCUUUUUGGAAGGGUCAAAUUUAAUGUUACCUAUCACAAGUAUGUAAAGGAUUUUCUUUGCAAUUGGUUUGAGAAGGCUUUGCACUUCAGUGCAUUUACAAAUACUGGCUUUUCACAAAAAUGUUAACUCUCUGUACAUUAUAUACAUUUAGCAGGACUCAUAUUUCCUAAGCUUUUUUUGUAUAUACAAUUUAAUACCUUUGAGUUACUUUCCUUAAUCUUGACAUCAAGGUUACUUCUAGUUUUUGAGGGUCUUAAGAAGUGUCCAGUAUAACAAGCAAAUUGUCUUAGUGUGUUGAAAUAGCAGCAAAAUUAGGAAGCUUAACUUUAAUGAAAAUUAAAGUGAUAACAGUUUAGCAAUAUGUUUAUUUGUGGCACAUGAACAUUAUCACAAGUAAGGCUGCAAGUUUGUCAUGGAGGUCACAGAUUCCGUGACUUUGCGGGACCUCCAUGACUUUUGCAGCUUUACCGGCCACUGCUGGGGCAGUCUUGGGCCACCGCACCCCCUACCCCAGCAGCAGCAGGAGUUUGGAUGUGGGAAGGGGCUCAGGGCUGGGGGUUGGGGCACGGAAGCGGGUGAGGGCUCUGGGUGGCGCUUUCCGCAGGGGGACUCCCCAGAAGCGGCGACAUCCCUCAGCUCCUAGGUGGAGGCGUGGCCAGGCAGCUCUGUGCACUGCCUCUGCCUGCAGACACCACCCCUGCAGCUCCCAUUGGCCGCAGUUCCUGGCCAAUGGGAGCUGCGGAGCCAGCACUCGGGGAGGAGGCAGCACGCAGAGCUGCCUGGCCAUGCCUCUGCCUAGGAGCUGGGGGAAUGUCGCCACUUCCAAGGAGGUGCGGAGCCAGGUAGGGAGCCUGCCAGCCCUGCCAAUCCAGUAUCUGCGGGGGUCCUGUGCUGCACGCUGCUGCCUCCCACCCCAGCACUAAUGGUGGCCCCCGGGAUGCCCCCCGCAGCAUCGCCGGGCCACCCCCACCCCCCCCAAUAUUUAGUCCGGGGCAUAUAGUACAAGUCAUGGACAGGUCACGGGCCGUGAAUUUUUGUUUACUGUCCGUGACCUGUCUAUGACUUUUACUAAAAAUACCCAUGCCUAAAACAUAGCCUUAAUCAUAAGCUUAAAAUUAUUUGAGUCACUUCUCUAAUAAGAUUAUAUAUAAAGAGAAGAGUUUUUAAUAAGAAACAAACAAUUUUCCUUUAAAUAAUAUUGAAAUCAUCUCCAAAGAUGCAUGUAGUGUUUCUCUUGCUCUCACAGGAGAUAAUUUACCAGAAUGAAGUGGUGAAUUAGGUCCUCAGGAGUUAAACCAAUUAUAUAUGCUUCGAGUACAUAGAGACUGAGCUAUUCCUUUCUGUAAUGAAAAGCAACUUUUUCCUCUUAUAUUUCUUUGUAUAUAUGUAUAUAUAUUUAUAAAGCAAACAUGGUUUUGGUGAGUACUGUAAUUGUUUUGUUUCCUGAAAAUUUUAUUGGAUUGUGGAUGGUUUGUUCAAUAAUUUGUAGUCUUUAAUUAAAACUGUCCGAUACAUAAUUUUUUUCCUCUUACCAGAACCACAUUUCUGAUUAUAUUUUAUUUAUUAAAAAAACCUUUUUUCCUAAAUUCAA
Chelonia mydas (Green sea turtle) is the source of this 8251-nucleotide messenger RNA. It is a transcript of the gene OTULINL, whose product is annotated as OTU deubiquitinase with linear linkage specificity like. The transcript has 8 exons. Gene Ontology annotation, biological process: protein linear deubiquitination. The record is from RefSeq and is a predicted model, not a curated record. Gene Ontology annotation, molecular function: cysteine-type deubiquitinase activity. Bases 5162 to 6166 code for a protein of 334 amino acids. NCBI's taxonomy places the organism in Eukaryota, Metazoa, Chordata, Testudines, Cheloniidae. Gene Ontology annotation, cellular component: cytoplasm.